This is a messenger RNA of Poeciliopsis prolifica (blackstripe livebearer), 2593 nucleotides long. It is a transcript of the gene prob1, whose product is annotated as proline-rich basic protein 1. Bases 581 to 2416 code for a protein of 611 amino acids. Lineage: Eukaryota; Metazoa; Chordata; Actinopteri; Cyprinodontiformes; Poeciliidae. The record is from RefSeq and is a predicted model, not a curated record. The transcript is spliced from 4 exons.
UGCUGGUUGGUCCUGGCGCUGCAAGCAACGGGGUGGCCCACUACCGCCACCGCCUGGUCGGGAGCCAGAACUGCACCGAAACUCAAAUCAGAAGCUUGAGUUUCAGAAAGUAAAGUCAAAAUCAGAGAUGGUCAAUUCCAUCCUCUGCAACUUUUGGAAAUAUCCCUCCUAUAACUCACCUGGACCAAUCAAUGGCUCCAUACCUGGGUUACUGCUGGUAACAACACCAACAACACACAGGAGAGACAGAGAGAGAGAGACAGACAGAGAGAGAGUUGCUGACAGACUGGAGAUGGGCAAUCAAGCUUCAGUGAAACAGAGAGAGAGAGAGCAGCAGCCUCGUCUGUCAGUCAGCUCCACAAAUAGAAAGCUCUCUCUCUCCUGCAGAGUUGGUGUGGAUCGCCCUGUUCUGAACCCAGAGACUCCAGAACCGGAACCAGCUGCAGCGGGAACCUGGACUGUUGGUUGUAUAUCAAUAGUAAAAGUAAUAUUCUGUCUGGACCUGGAGCUGGACUCUGCCGAGUCCAGAACCCCAAAGAGCCGAGUCGGUUCUGAUCUCUGAUCUGAUCCCAGAAAAAUUAUGAGCGUCCUGGAGGGAGGAAGAGGAGCGAGGAAGGACCUCGGUGCACAUGGCUGCAGCUCCAGCCCGCAGAUCCUUCCGCCGUGUUCACUAGUCUCUGCAGACAAGAGGUCGGAGGUCACCAGGACAGGUGAGCGUGAGGUGGAGUACCUGGACAUCUUCAGCAGGGAUGAGGAGGAAGAGGACGAAGGAAGCGAGUGGUCGGAGGAGGAUCUGUCUCUGCACUUCUCUCCCUCCGUUCUCCUCCAAUCGGACGAUGAGGAGGUGGAGCCUGAGAGCGGCGUGGAAUGUGUGCGCGCAGCCAUAGAAGCACAGGUGACGAUGAAGGACGACCCUCCUCAGGGGGGAGGAGUUACCGAAAGACAUUCCCACCCACUUUCAUUUCUGCGCCAGAACAGCAUGCCUGCAUCGCUGCACACGCAUCCCACAGCCAGCGGCGAGGCUGGCGGCAACAGGGUCUACAAAGGCCGUAUUGCAGGGGCCAACAACGGUCUCCUGCUGGAAGGAAGCCGGCGAUGCCUUCAGAAAUCUUAUUCUCUGGAUGAAAGUAAAACAAAGAUGGCGUCAAGCCUCUUAAUGAACAUCCUGUCCAAGAAGAUGCAGGUGGAGCAGAAAAGCGCCACAGCUAACAGCCUGAAAAAAACAGAGGCAGCACCUGCCCCACAAGCUCCACCUGCCCCACACGCUCCACCUGCAGGGCAGCAGGGUGAACAGCAGGGGGAGACAGAUGCAUUCAAAGCUCCACUGCACCUGGUCAGAGAUGUGAAGAGUUUCAACAGCAUCAGCAACAGCAAAGCUGUUAGAAUGAACCCAGUGAGCUGCAACGCGAUUGGCCAGGAGGAGAGCGUCUCACAUCACCCAGCUGCAGAGGGUAAACAUCAUGCUGCCAUGGUUAUGACAUCUCUCAGCAAAUCACAGAACAGGCAACAGGACGACGCUGGCAGCCGUUCAGCAGCAAUUGAGAAACAUAGCAGUCAGCGAAUGGACGAGUCUGAGGACAGGCCCUCUGUCCAACCCAUCCGCCAUAUCCAACCUACCCGCCACGUCCCUUCAGAGCUGAACCAAUCAGAGACAGCUGCAGUCUCCCUCGCCCCCUUGCAGCGCUCACCACCUGAUCUCCAGAAACUAAAGUCCUCUGAGUCUGCCCCGGACCCCGACUUCCGUCCAUGCUCCACCCAGAGCCAGCGCUCUACCCGAUGUGAAGCUUCUCCACUUGCUCCCAUCCAGGUCCUCCAUCCCUGUUUUUACAGGCUGCAGUCCCACCUGAGAAGCGUCCCCUUCCUCCACCCUCCUCUGAGCUGCAUGCCAUCCCACCUUCAUCCCCCAGCUCCUCCCCCCAGCCACGUGUUGGUGAACCCUGACAAAAGUCAGAUCAAAGUCAGGGAUAACUCUUCAAGUCGGACUGAAACCAGCAGAGAUCCGGACUGCGGGAGCUUUGGGAGACGUGAAAAGGUUCAACCACCGCAGCAGCCCUUACCUGUGAGUUCACAGACUUUCACACCUGGCCAGGUUUCCACUGCAGCACCCGGAGCCUUGCUUAGUGUCCCUGCUUCCUGUCACCUGAUGGUAGACCCCAGCAGUCACCGCUGCUUCUACACGGACGCCGGCCCAGCAGCUCAGAGGAAGCUGCUGCUGGACCCGGAAACUGGACGCUUUGUCCAGGUGUUCCUACCUGCAGGCUCCGCCCCCUCCAUGUUGGGGGGAAGCCCAACAGUCCUGCCAGUCAUUCAGUUUCCACUGAUGGGUGUGCCCUUGCUGUAUGGUGGGCCCUACCUACCUGUUACCAUGACAACACCUCAUGAUGGUGUCACCAUGACGAUCCUUCAUCACAACUAAAGCUCCAGCUGCUCCUCUAGAUUAUAUUUUUUUGCUAAUUAAUGUUCAAUGUCAGCAAAAAGCAGUGGAGUUUAUAAAAUAAGGCUGUAACAUCAUUCAAUGUGAAAUCUGUGCUGAAAUCAAAAAUGUCAGAUUUUUCAAUGUCAAACUUUGAAGCUUCACGUUUCAAUAAAUGAA